This is a messenger RNA of Raphanus sativus (radish), 830 nucleotides long. RefSeq lists its product as uncharacterized. The transcript has 4 exons. The coding region runs from base 113 to 691 and encodes 192 amino acids. The record is from RefSeq and is a predicted model, not a curated record. Lineage: Eukaryota; Viridiplantae; Streptophyta; Magnoliopsida; Brassicales; Brassicaceae.
CUUUUUCGUUUAGAGUCCCCGCCAAGGUGACGAGUGACGACGAAGGGAGAAGAAACGGACUGAAAGUUCUGCAGAUUCUCUUGAUCUUUUUGAAUCGCAGGCUCUACCGAAGAUGGAGAAACAGGAAACAGGAGGAGAGGAAAGUGCUAAGUCAGUGCAGAAGGAAGCAGGAGCUUUGAAUAAGGAGAUGGAGAAACAGGAAACAGGAGGAGAGGGCACUGCUAAGUCACUUCCCAAGGAAGCAGGAGCUUCGAGUAAGGAAAUGGAGCCAACAGGAGGAAAGGACACUUCUAAGUCACUGCAGAAGGAAGCAGUUGAUUUUAUAAGAGAGGCGAUGCUGAUGGUUGAUGAGCUUAAGAAGGCGAACGCAGGGGAUGCAACGUUUGAAAAAAUUUGUGAUGCACUUGGAUUCUGUGUAGCACGCUGCUACAGCCUGGCAGAGCUUCAAGCUCACAUUACCCAGAAGUUUGACUUGGAUGCUGACAUGUUAGAGGUCUAUACGAGGCCAUUGUUUCCGGGACCGGUGACGUCGCUGGAGGUGAAGCGUACGCAAAGUAUGCUGAGGUGUCUUCUGCCAAGAGAAAGAAAGCUGAAGAGGCGAAGCAGGAAGCUGAAAAGGCGAAGCAGGAAGCUGAAGACGCGAAGGAAGCUGAAGACGCGAACGAAGCUAGGGUCCGUUCUUGCCGCUUAGCUGAAGCUUGCACGAAGUAUGAAUAACAACAGGUACCCUUUCACUUUUGGUUAGUAUUGAAGAAAUCAAACCUGAAAUCAAAAUACUACUUCAUACCAUUUUUUUUUUUUUUAUAAAAUACCCUUAAUCUCUGUUCCAU